AGUGGACCACUGUUCCGAGCGAUUUUUAAUUUUCGUCCGUCAGCCAAAGCUCGAACAAACAGCAAGUGCACCUGUUUCUCCGAGCUUACGCAUAUUUUCAUUGUUUUCGUAUUGCAACGUGUGUAUCCUCGUAAUACUCAUGUCUUUGGAACGUGCAGUUCGCGCUAAACUCGCUUCCAAGCGAGACCCCCAACAAGAAAAGGAAGCCCAGGAAUGGAUGGAAUCCAUUUUGGGAUAUAAAUUCCCCAAAGGAUUUCCGUUAGAAGAGUACAUCAAAGAUGGUCAAGUACUGUGCAAACUCAUCAACACUAUUAGCCCCGGAAGUGUACCCAAAUACAACACUACCGGUGGACAGUUCAAAAUGAUGGAAAACAUUAACCUUUUCCAGAAGGCCAUCAAGGCGUACGGAGUCGCCGACAUUGACGUUUUUCAGACGGUCGAUUUAUGGGAGUGCAAGGACUUCUCCCAAGUCAUAAUGACGUUGUUCGCUCUGGGACGCGAGACGUACAGACACCCGGAAUGGAAAGGACCUUACUUGGGACCAAAACCUUCCGAUGAAGCUAAGCGUGAUUUCUCCGAGGAAACACUGAAGGCUGGUCAAACCAUCAUCGGGUUGCAGGCCGGACAAAACAAGGGCGCCACGCAAGCGGGUCAAAACAUUGGCGCUGGCAGGAAGAUUAUCAUCGGCAAAUAAUUACACCGCACGAGUACCAUAUAUAUAUUAUAAUAAUAAUUUUUAUAAUAUAUUAUGUUUUAUACACACAUUUAUAAAUAGAGUAUAAUGCGUUGCGAUUUUUUAUCUGAAAGUCGAGUUUUCAGUCGCGGUGUGUGGUGUCGUUACAAGCGGUUAUUAUACAUAUUAAUAUUGUCAUUAUGGUGUGUGUGUGUCAUAUUGUCGUAAUUAUUAUUAAAAUAAUAUUAUAUGAGCGGUAUGCAUGUAAAUGGUUUUAAAAUAACGCGCGAAUUAUGUCUCAUUAUACAUUAUCUAUAUUGUUUCCAAGCGGCAUUAUUAUUAAAUAUCCUACUUGUUUUUUUUUCGAUAACCGUUUUUUACCUAUAUAUAUAUAUUAUAUUUAUUUUGAAUUAAAAAAAAAUAUAUAUACAAUAAAAUAAAAGACGAUCAAUAUAGA
Aphis gossypii (cotton aphid) is the source of this 1130-nucleotide messenger RNA. RefSeq names its product muscle-specific protein 20 (gene Mp20). Lineage: Eukaryota; Metazoa; Arthropoda; Insecta; Hemiptera; Aphididae. The coding region runs from base 140 to 694 and encodes 184 amino acids. The record is from RefSeq and is a predicted model, not a curated record. Gene Ontology annotation, molecular function: protein binding. The transcript is spliced from 4 exons.